Molecule: messenger RNA, 7845 nt
Organism: Mobula hypostoma (lesser devil ray)
Lineage: Eukaryota; Metazoa; Chordata; Chondrichthyes; Myliobatiformes; Myliobatidae
Gene: fam193b
Product: family with sequence similarity 193 member B
Exons: 11
Coding region: 84-3179 (1031 amino acids)
Cellular component (GO): cytoplasm; nucleus
Source: RefSeq, a predicted model, not a curated record
UAUUGGAGUGUGUUUCCCUGGAGCGCGAGCGGUUUGUGGCGGAGCGAUUGGGAGCGGGUCGGGUCGGGUCGGAGCGGAGCGGAAUGAACUGUGCCGAGGAGAAACGCGUGGCUGGCCGGAGGAAGAAGAACAAACGGGGAUCUGGCAGCGCCAGUGCAGUCGCCGGAGAGAGCCGCAGCCCCAGUCCGGCGGAGGGGACGCCGAGCCCGGCGCACGGCGAGCAGCCGGAGUCGGGGACCGGGACAGGCCCUGGCGCGGUGAGGGAGCAGGCCUCCCUUACUGUGCACCAGCUGGCAAAGGACUGUUGCUUGUUGUGUCAUCAUGAACGUAAAGAAUGGGGGACUCAGCAGAAUGGGAUUGUGGAUCUAAAGAAGCUGGCCAAUUCCAUGCCAGCAUUGACUCAUGGCCUUCUGGAGCAUAUGCCUCUCUGGAUAUGUCAGACCUGUCAAAGAAGAGUAGAGGAAGAAGAGCAACGUGCAAUUAUUGAACAGGCUCUAAUGGUAAAAGUAGGACAAAGUGAAUGUCAGGCACAUAAAGAAAUGACUGAUGAGUCAAUGAGAACACUGAUGGAAGGAGAUGGAGUUUCCAUUCUCCACAGGUUACCGACAGAAAAAUGUCAUCACUCUGCAAUCCACUGCUGCCAUCAAUUGCAUAGACAGACAUUGGCAUCCAGUGCUCCUCAUCCACAGCAACUUCAGUCGUGUGCAACCACUCCUAAUGGCAUACAUACAAAGGAAUCCAACAGGAUAACUAGUGAUUGUUCAAGAUCGCCCUCCUGUGUAUCGGCAAAAAACGGUUCUGUGCAAUGUAAGAACAUGUCCAGAAGGCCGCCACCACCAGGUGGCGAGUUUCACUGCACAGAAGAUCACAGGUAUUCUGUCCUUGCAGCACCUCCUAACAGUCCCACAGGCUUGUCCUCUCAUCAACAUCCUCUUACAGCACCAAAGUCUCCUGAAGUUGCAAAUGAGUCAGCGGUUACCAUCCAACAGUAUGGACACCCAACUUCUACAACCCAAUGUACUGUACCACAUAGCACUGUAUCCUCUACCAAUUCAAAUAGGAAAACGCCUGUGGCAUCUGGUGUCCCACAAGUUUUGCCUCAUGUUCACAAGACCUCUGCAGUUUCCCUGACUAAUAAUCUGUCUCCGGAUGUGUCCUUGAUUUCAAAAAACUCUGUUGCUGCUUCUACAGGUGUGCUUGUGACCCCAGUGCCUCCAAGUGCUAACUCUCAUAUUCCAAACAAUGGGUUAUUCCCAAAGACUACAGCAGCUGCCCCUAUUUGCACCAGCCAUUAUAAUGGAGCUUGCCCAGUAACAACUACACCAAAUCCAGCUGCUUCAAGCAGUGGAAUCUGCAGGGACCAGUCAUGCAAAAGUCGUUUGUGCACAAAUGAAACCGCCUAUAGUCCUACACGGAUGCACAAUGCAGAUGAAAGUCUGGAAGAAGAUGAUAGCUGCUCAGAGCAUAGCUCAUGUACAUCUCAUUCUGCCAAUCAAAAAGAAGGAAAAUACUGUGAUUGUUGCUAUUGUGAAUUCUUUGGUCACGGACCGCCUCCUGCAGCUCCUACAAGUAGGAACUACACUGAAAUCCGGGAGAAGCUGAGAACACGGCUGACAAAGCGCAAGGAAGAGCUCCCACAAAAAGCAAGCAAUGGGUCAAUCCGGGAACCACCUGUGGAUGAAAGAAAUGUUGAGGAUCUGUUAAACUACAUCAACAGCUCAGAGCAGAAACCAGCCAACAGCACCAAGGCAGCUAAAAGAGCACGGCACAAGCAGAAAAAACAGGAGAAAGCUCGUUCUGAGUUAUUCGAUCAAAGGCUUGAGAAACCAUGCCCUUCUUCAAUGCGUAUUCAAGACUUGGAGAAAGUUUCUGUGAUAAAUCAACAUUUACAAGAGGGCAUAGAAGAGAAGGUAUUGAUAUUCAACCAGCAUGUUCAGGAUAAUAUCGAGGAGAAAGUUUCAAAGCUGAACCAGCACUUACAGGAUGAUAUAGAAGAAAAACUUAAUCAGCGAGAGCUGUGGCACCAAGUGGAGUUGCAGCGUGUAAGUAGCAUCUUAACCAGCAGGUUGGAACAGCUUAAAGACAGGAUUAGGGAUUCCAUCAAAGCAAACUUUAAUAUAAGUGAUUUGCCCAGAGAUGAUUUUUCAGAGUUACCACCAAUUGGGAAGGACUUCCUGAUAGACAGUAAUUCCACCAUGGACAAAGAAGAGGCAAAAAUAAUAGAACAUCAGAAACUGAAUUUGAACUUGUCCUUGACAACAAUGCCAGGGAUUGUGCAGAACCAUUUGUUGACUGGAAAUAAGCACACAGUUAUCGCAGAUCAAGAUAACAGUGGUUCUAAUAUGCUUGUACUUGAAAAUUCAUUAGGAAAGAAAUCAACAGGCAACACUCCAUUAUCUUCAAAGGUGGAAAGCACUUCAGCAUCUGAACUAGAAGGUGACGUUGCAGUGGUGUUGCAUAAAUCUUCAUCAGAGCAGAAAGUGAUAGAUCAAGUAUCAAAAAGUGGAAAGCAACCAAGGCAAUCUAAGCAACAGGUUUCAGAGGUGACCAAGAGUAAAUCUGUGCUUUCAAAAAAGGAGCAAGAGCAACCUCUAAUUCCGAAAGUACAGGGUUCCAAGCAGUCCACUGCCAAACAUAAGGCAAACCAGAAUCAUGAUGGCAAGUCAGCAGAUGCUGUGAAGACAAUGAUUGCCAAAUGUGAAGAGCCCCGACAAGGCAAAAUAAAGGGAGUCUGUGUUCUUAGCAACUCUGAAGCUGGUGAGGUCAGGAAAUGCAACACUAAAAACUCAUGCACCGAAAAGCUGGACGGCGCCGAAAUUAAGGGAGUUAAAGAAGAGCAACAGGCAUUAUCUGAAAUGUCUCAGUCGAAGGGAAAGAACAGGAAAGGCAAAAAGAAGAAACAUGACAAGACCAACAACUCUGUUGUACAGAGAACUGCUGAGUGCACUGAAAAGCAAGAUGGUGUUCAGGCAUCCUCUGGUGUAACAAGACCUAAACAAAGUGAUGAUGUAUUUCUUCCUAAAGACAUUGAUUUAGACAGUGUGGAGAUGGAUGAAACUGACCGUGAGGUGGAACAUUUUAAGAGGUUUUGCCUUGAUUCUGCCAAACAGACAAGGCCAAAGGUCUCUGUAAACUGGUCUAACUUCAGUCUGAAAAAGGGUCCAAAUACAGCUCAUUGAAGAGGACACCCAGCACUUGCCUAACAAAAACUGGAAUUGCCCUGCGGUUAUCAUUCCUUACUGUGACGGAUAUCGGCCUGCUCUCACAGCUCAAAUCAAUUUGCUGUGAUGUACGAACAACUUGCUAUGAUGUCAUCCACAUCCAGUGCCUUAGCAGAAGAAGUGCACGUUUCUAAGUGGGUGGCAGAAUAGUUUCUUGGGUUUGUUUGUUGUGCUUUACAGUCAUUGUGAGAAAUCUUGUCAGUAGUGUUGACACCAGUGGAGCAAAUUGAAAUUUCAAUAGAAAUCAGUAACAUAAUUGUAAGGUUUGAAAGUUGCCUAAAUGUUUUUUGAGCGGACAAGUCGAAUGAAAUAUGGAAUAGGAUAGUUGUUUGGUCAUUAAAGUGACAGUAAGGCAGGGCAGUCACAUUUCAUGGCACUUGAGAAUAGUCUCUUGCGCAGUGAACUGCAAAUGGGACUAACUUUUAAGAGAAUAUCUUGCUCUUAAAUCUAAAUAAAAUCAACCAGCAUAAAAAUCAAAUAAAUAUUUAACAUUUUGGACUUCGCACCACCUUGAGUAUAGCUUUUAUUAGCCCCUUUGAUGAGAUGUAUUUAGUAACUACAGUCCUAAUAAUGUGUCCAUAGAACUGCAGCAAAGGAACAUUACCCAUAGUCAUCUCUGGGAAUGUAAUUCAUUGAUAAAGCAAAGACUGCUAUGAAAAUUACAGUACUAUUAUGUGUUUUGUCAAUCGGGAGGAUACACCAUGUGCCUUUUUGGAUUUUCAUUUCUCUUCCCAGUUCUAAUGCUGAGACCUUUGAACUUAACAUUUAUAAAAUUGGAGGAAAAGUUGAAUUGAUUACUUUUAAAAUUGAUAUCUAUGUUAGUGCAGUCUGAUUUCCCCUUCCUGAUUUGAAUUUAGAAGGCAUUCAAAACAGAGGAAAGGUUAUGGGGAAAUUGCUGAGGUCAUUUGAAAUUGGCUUUGAAGGAAAAUAAUCUAAUUUUUGUAUGUUGUAAAUUAGCUAGCUAAAUUUUUGACAGCAUUAGAUGAAAGCUCGUACAAUGCUAUACAGAAAAUGGCUCAAGGCAGUUAAUUGUGUGCAGGCAACUGCAUUGGUGCUUAUUUUAAACACUACCAGGUAGUGGUAAUCUGCCCAUUAAAGGAGGUGCUUUGUUGCAAUGGAAGCCUUAUUUCAGCAUUUUUGAUCCUGUUAAAAUUUUUCUUUUUUCUCAGUGAUGCCAUACAAGCUCAGAAAUACAUAGCCCCUAUCUUCACAAUAGCCUUUUUUUAAAUAGAAACAGUUUUGACACCAAACCAAUACUGGCAGUCUUGUUGAAGUACAAACUUUAGACUAUAAAAUCUAUGACAUAAAGUUCCAGUACUGAUGUCACAUAACAUGGUCUGAAAAUCUGGUGUUGCCUCUAUAGUGGUUGGAAAUAAGAGCAACUGCUGAGCUGCAAGCUCUUUAAGGUGACAAGUUAGAUUUACAUUUUGGCUGUAGGUUGUAUGUAGGGCUUGAUCACCAAACAAUUGCAAUCCUUUGCUGACUCCGUACAGCAAAUUAACCACGCAAAGAUCAGACUCUUUGAUCAUGAGCCCAGUGAUACUGUAUUCAACCCAAGUACAACCAACAAUUAGGCACACAAAACAUGAUCUCCUUGGUUAUUUCUAUUAAAUACACUGUUGCAACUAAAUUGAUUCUUUCUCCUUUGAUAAUUAUUUUCUAUUCCUUGAAUUGCUGCCACAUCAUAGCCAAGAAUAAGAUUAUAAUUGCCAGAAAGAAAAAAAAUGAAUUGGCCAUGUGGUAUCUUCAUGGUGCAUAAGUAUUAAUGGUUGAACUGAUGGUGAUAACCAGCUGGUUGGUAUCUUCUAUAAAUCACGGAGUAGACCGCAUUUUGCAGUAUAUUAUACUGUAUGUUAAAGACUUCCUACUGCGCCACCAUAUUGGAGUGUGUAGUGGUGACAAGAUAUAAAACUGUAGUGGCCGACCCACUUUCAUAUCGUGAUCAGUUUCAAGCUUGAAUGCUAAUUGAUCAUUUAUGAUAAACUUUAUAUAUGUGUUUAGAACCACAUUGUAAAUAUCCUGUGUAUAGUGGUGUCGGUGCAGAUGGUGCUAAUGCACAUCUGCACAUUGCAGAAUGACAAAAUAACUUUAUAUUCAAGUGUUUUUAUCUACUUCAGUAAUUCUUAGUACAGUAAAUUGGCUAUAAUUGUUGUAAAGCGCAUUUUACGUGAAGAUUUAAUAAAGUCCUCACCAAUGUGAUGGAAACUGAAUGAGAACUUUUCUGUUGUGUAUUAGUGACUGUAGCUGGAUUUGCAGUGUAACAUAUGAUCCUUGUUGCAUCCUUUAUUUUUCAUUGCUGUAACAGGUUACUCUUGUUGCAUCUCCAUGAUGUAUGAGCCAACAAAGCAGCAGUCUAUUCCCAUGAAGUGGCAUUAUAUAUUGUAGUAUUUGCUUUAUUUGUUUUGUUUUUUAUACAAUCAGCUUAGCCUAUGUCCUGUUUUUACUUGUCCUGUUUAUACUGUCUUUAAAUUCUGUUUUUCUUUUAAUUUGGAAGAAAAAAAGUACAGUAAAUUCUGGUUAAUUGGGACACAUCAGGAACAGUAUAUUUUGGCCCAAUUAAAUGGCAGUCCUGAUUACCCAGUUUCAUGGAAAUAGUUUUAAAAGAAGUUUUAACAAAGACAAACUACCAUUUAAAUGAGUUAACAAAUUAUGUAUUUGCCUGAAAUACAGAACAAAUUAGAACACUACCAAUACAAUACUAUAAAACUGUGUAUUAGUUCUUACUAGUUUCGACAGGAUUUCAACCAGAAUAUGUUGCCGUGUUCUUUUGAUUGACUGUAAAUGAACAAAAUUAGUGCAGACACCUAGGGCAGAUAAUGGCCUGCCUUCAUAUAAUGCUUUAGAUGAUUACACCCUCCAUAUCUUAAUUUUAAUUGUGACAUUCAAUUAUGACAUUUAAUUUUAAUUCUUUGUAGUUCCCAACUUUUUGAAGUAGUUAAAUUGGUAACUGAUUAAGUCACCAUCUUAAAUUUUCAUCAUAUGUUCAUUUCUAAUUUUUGAAAAUUAUUGUUAAUUUUUUACUUAAUAAAAUUAAAACAUUUUUCCAUUUUAAUUACUUCAUCUAGCUGGAAAUACAGUGGAUUCCAGUUUACUGGAACACAUUGGGACCAGUACAUUUUGGCACUGAGUAGCAAAUUAUGUAUUAAAUAAAAUACAGAACAAAUUAGAACACUAACAAUACUGCUACAGUACUAUAAAACUGUAGUUCCUAAUAGUUAUUGACAGUCAAAAUAAUCCAGUGUACGCUGCCGUGUUCUUUUAAUUGACUGUAAAUGAAAAAAUCAGCACAGGCUCCUAGUACAGAUAAUGGACUGCCUUCAUACAAUGCUUUCAACGAUUGCAUCCUCCAAACCUUCAUUUUCAUUGUAACGUUCAAGAUGACUUUUGAUAACUUCAAAUGUUUGAAACCACGAUGAGCAUAACAGUUACAAAUUGUCUUACUGCUUAUUUCUCGCCAACUGCCAAUGACAAAAAUCAGCUUAAAAACUUUAUGCUCAAAACACUUUGUUAUGUCGAGCAGCUGUGCAAGUGCAUGUGACUGACACUAGUUAGAAACUGUUCAGCAACAGUCUCCUGUCCUAAUUAAGUGGCAGAGUGUCUCAAUCAAACAAACAAAGGGAAUCCCGGCUAUUUUCUCAAUUUUUCUUCUUGAAGUAUUGUUCUAAAUAAGUAGCUGCCCUGAUUAACCAAUGGCUCAAUUAACCAGAAUCCACUGUACCUGUGCUGUUUGUAAUGGAUGCUGCAAUGAUAUGAAUUUUGCCUGAAUCUGAUAACCAGCUCCAGAACUCUCAGCAAGUUUUAAAUUGGAACACAUUUCACAUUUCAUAUUGUAUGUUGAACUAAGCCCUCUGGAAGAAAUGUUUUUUAAAAUUUGAAAUAGGUGUAUAAUUGCAGAAUAAUUGUAGGACAAAGUAAAUUAUGGUAUGAAAAUCCAUUGUGUGUGGCAUGCUUCUUCUCACACCUGCAGCAAAUCCCAGAAAUGUUUGGGAAAGUGAUGCCUGUCUACUGACAUUUUUUUCAUGUAUACAUCACAAUGUUAAAGCAAUGUGUUUGAAGUAGCCCGGUGCAGUUUCCAAAAUGUGACAUAUUAUCACUUUAUAAUCUUGCAUUUGGUUGUUUAAUUUGUAUUUGUAAGGUUUUUGUUCCAUUAUAUGUAUCUUUAUUUUGUAUUGUAACAAGAGCAUUUUUAUCGACUUCAAACCAAAAAUUGUUAGUUUUAUAUGAUUUUCUGGCAACCGCCAGCCUGAACUUAAAGAUAGUGGUGUAAGCCAAUGCUCUGACUGUUAAUUCUGAAAAGAAUGUAGGUUUCUAUUAUGCCGGCCAAGACUUUUUGAUAUCCUUUUUUAAAUUAUGUACUGUGAAUUGUCUUUCAUUUGAAAGAUAAAUACAAUGUCUUGAUGAAGAUAUGUGUGCUUAUUUUCUUAGAUGUUCGUUCUGCACGCAUUUGCAAGUCCAGAAAGACACAAGAGGUAUUGGUAGGAUUUGACAAGAAGUGACAGUCAUCAAACAGAUCUUUUUAAGAAAUACACCAGCACAGAAUUUGCUUGUCAUAAAUUUCAGUAUUUAGCCAUGAGAGUAACACGGUAGUGCAGAAUUGCCUACUGUUUGGUCUAUUCAGUCAGAA